Molecule: messenger RNA, 812 nt
Organism: Aspergillus neoniger CBS 115656
Lineage: Eukaryota; Fungi; Ascomycota; Eurotiomycetes; Eurotiales; Aspergillaceae
Product: PIG-H family GPI synthesis protein
Exons: 2
Coding region: 81-761 (226 amino acids)
Biological process (GO): GPI anchor biosynthetic process
Cellular component (GO): glycosylphosphatidylinositol-N-acetylglucosaminyltransferase (GPI-GnT) complex
Source: RefSeq, a predicted model, not a curated record
UUGGAAACUUCUGCGUGUCUCUCAAUUAACGCGCAUCAAUGGGACACUUCUUCGAGAACUGAAUAUCGAUAUCGCCUCAAAUGCCAAGUCGCCUUAUCUUACGGCGUCCGUCUCCGACGACCGUCUCCUUCACAGUUUCCAAUGCCUCCAGACGCACGAGCACGCCAGCAAAGGCCUUCUUCUACCUACAGAUUUUGUUGCGCGCAGUGACCUUUUUCUGUGUGCUUCUCCUUGAUGCUGCGAAGUUCCGCCGUACAUUUUUCAUGGAAGAUGGCUCAUGGAUACGUUGGACAACAAUCUGGUCGAGUGCGCUGGGGAUAUCCGUCUGUCGCACCGCGGAUGCGUACAGCUCUAUGGUGGUAGUUUUGGCCAGCGCAAUAGUUUUCUACGGUGUUUUCAGGAAGGGAUACACAGGUUCGCCCAGACAACCUUCAGGGAAAGGGAUACGUUUGAUACUGACUGCGCUUUGCUCCGAAACAGAAGAGUCGCUCCUGGUCAUACGCGGUCUCGGUAUUCAGACGUCUACCUCCUCCCAGACCUACCUGUCAAAGGCUUCGACCAGGUUCAUACCCACUACACAGAUUCAGGAUAUCGUGAUACAUGAAGCUUUCAAGGGAUUUGAGGUUAGGUUCUACCUGGCAGUAAUCGUCGAAGGUGAAAGCGAAGUGGUUGUGGUGUUCCCUAAAUUGUUACCAAAUCGGCAAAUACUAGAGGAGGUCUGGAGGGGUUCACGGAGCUGUCUGUAUGAUUCGAAGUCAUAAUGGAGCCCAGCUUCACGUCUUGAGAAAAAUCAAUAGCUUUCUGCUUGAGAG